Messenger RNA from Synchiropus splendidus (mandarinfish), 7233 nucleotides. It is a transcript of the gene brsk1b, whose product is annotated as BR serine/threonine kinase 1b. Gene Ontology annotation, biological process: microtubule cytoskeleton organization; protein phosphorylation; intracellular signal transduction. The transcript is spliced from 19 exons. NCBI's taxonomy places the organism in Eukaryota, Metazoa, Chordata, Actinopteri, Syngnathiformes, Callionymidae. Gene Ontology annotation, molecular function: tau-protein kinase activity; ATP binding; protein serine/threonine kinase activity. Bases 824 to 3442 code for a protein of 872 amino acids. The record is from RefSeq and is a predicted model, not a curated record. Gene Ontology annotation, cellular component: cytoplasm.
UGUUGACCGUAUCGGAUGGAGAGGAAGCAGGAGGGAGGAGAGCAGCCAAAAGGAGAGAGAAAGGGGAGACUGCAGGCGGAUGAGAGGACCUUUCCCCUCCCUGGAUGAUGGAGAACUUCUAGAAGCUUCCCAUUUCACCUCGGUUCUGGCCGUUUCCGAGGCUGCAGGCGGCACCACGAGGGAGCUGCGGUGAGGUGAUGACCAUCCCUGGGAGGAAGGACGACUGAAGAGAGGGGGGGGGCGGCUUGUUGUUUCUGGAACCUGGAGCGGGACUCCAGAACCGCAUUCCCCGCACCACUCCUGGUCCAAGUUCUCCUCCUGAUGCUGAGCCGAGUGGGGGGCGACUCGACACCGGAUAUUGGAAAAACCCACCGUCGCCGUGUGAUCGAAGCCGGCACCUGCAUGCGGAUCCGAACCAGAGCCGGCUCAUGAAGAAGCGAUGUACGGGCUUGUUUGUGCACAUUACCAGGAAGAGGAAGAGAAGGGGGGGACCCGAGCAUCGAUCCGAGCAUGGACUCGCUCUGAUAUCUGACACUCUGGCAGGAAUCCAUUUGUGGCAAAGUGUGGCGCUGCACUCCACCAGCCGGAACUUCUUUCCCUAAUUUCUCCUCUUCGAUCCAAAAAUCCUGCUCCAGCUUCCAUCACUUUAGGCCUGACGUGGUGCCGGUUCUCACACCCAGCGCAUGGGAGUCGCCUGCAGGCUUCAGCAUCACGACCGGAACCCCCUCCUCCUCCUCCUGCUCCAGUGAUGCGUGUGUCGGCUUUACGCAGGACACUUUCUUGAAUUUUGGAUCUUGGAUCACGUCUGACGGAGCGACAAAGGAUGAGCAGCAAGGACCACUCGGCGGGACAGUCCACCCAGUAUGUGGGGCCUUACCGUCUGGAGAAGACCCUCGGAAAGGGCCAGACAGGACUGGUGAAACUGGGUGUCCACUGCAUCACCGGCCAAAAAGUGGCCAUUAAGAUCGUAAACCGGGAGAAACUGUCCCAGUCGGUCCUGAUGAAGGUGGAGAGAGAAAUCGCUAUUCUUAAACUCAUCGAGCAUCCCCAUGUUCUCAAGCUGCAUGACGUCUACGAGAACAACAAAUACCUGUACCUGGUGCUAGAGCACGUGUCCGGGGGAGAGCUGUUUGACUACCUGGUGAAGAAAGGCCGGCUGACCCCGAAAGAGGCCCGGAAGUUUUUUAGGCAAAUCAUCUCGGCGCUGGACUUCUGCCACAGUCAUUCCAUAUGUCACAGAGACCUGAAACCUGAGAACCUCCUCCUGGAUGAGAAGAACAACAUCCGGGUGGCAGACUUUGGGAUGGCCUCGCUGCAGGUCGGAGACAGUCUGCUAGAAACCAGCUGCGGAUCUCCACAUUACGCCUGUCCGGAGGUCAUCAGGGGGGAGAAGUACGACGGUCGGCGGGCGGAUGUCUGGAGCUGCGGUGUCAUCCUCUUUGCUCUUCUUGUGGGUGCCUUGCCUUUCGACCACGACAACCUGCGGCAGCUCCUGGAGAAGGUCAAGAGUGGCGUCUUCCACAUGCCUCACUUCAUCCCACCGGAAUGCCAGGCGCUGCUGAAGGGAAUGAUCGAAGUCAACGCCGACAAGAGGCUGACGCUUGAAGCAAUACAGAAGCACUCCUGGUACCAGGGCGGUCGGAACGAGCCGUGUCCGGAGCAGCCGCCGCCACGCCGCGUAUGCCUGCAGAGGAUCCUAUCGAUAUCCGAGCUGGACCCGGACGUCCUGGAGAGCAUGCACUCGCUGGGCUGCUUCAGGGACCGAGCCAAACUCACCAAGGACCUUACAAGUGAGGAGGAGAACCAGGAGAAGAUGAUCUACUACCUCCUGCUGGACAGAAAAGAGCGCUACCCGAGCUGCGAGGACGAAGACCUGCCGCAGCGGAAUGAUGCAGAUCCGCCGAGGAAGCGCCUGGACUCCCCUAUGCUCACCCGUCAUGGCCGUUGUCGUCCAGAGAGGAAGAGCCUGGAGGUCCUCAGCGUGACGGACCAGGGCUCUCCCACACCCCCGCGCCGCAACCUGGACACCAGCGCACACAGCCAGCGGUCUCGGUCGGUGAGCGGAGCCUCCACGGGUCUGUCCUGCAGCCCACUCAGCAGUCCCAGGAGUCCAGUCUUCACUUUCAGCCCCUCAGAGGUUUCCUCCUCUAAAGACCCCAAAACGUUGAGCAACACGACCCCCCGGCCGACACGCCCACCGCCCGAUCCAAAAACCCAGACCCUUCCCUCCAAGGGUCCCACUGAGCGGCCGCACCUCCACUCCAUGAAGUCCCUCCCUCUCCAGACGCCUCGUUCUCCGUCGCCGUCCCCCUCCCCCAUCCUCUCCCCCACUCCGCGUUUCUUCAACUUUCCGUCGCCCUCCAUGUUCAAGUCCAAGAACACUAACGCCUCUGCCCCCCUCCCUGCUGUGUCGCAGGUCACGCCGCAGGGCUCGCCUCUGCCCACCCCCCUGGGUACCCCCGUGCACCAGCUCCACCACCCUUCCUCUACCACCCCUCCCUCCUCCUCCUCCUCAUCUUCCUCUUCUAGAGCUGAUGGAGGGGCGUCCAUGUCACUGACCCCUCCCUCUAGUCCGGGAGGCAGCGGCGGCAUGGCAGCUUCAAGCUCUGCCCACUGGAGGACGAGGCUCAACUCCUUCAAGAACAACCUGUUGGGCUCACCACGCUUCCACCGUCGCAAACUACAGGGUGAGUCAGUCACAAAUCGACAUUUAUCUCGUCAACAACAACCUCAUGUGCCGUCAUUUAUUUCAGUCCCGACAUCGGAGGACAUGUCCAGUUUGACUCCCGAGUCCAGCCCAGAACUAGCCAAGAGAUCCUGGUUCGGGAACUUCAUCAGUCUGGAGAAGGAGGAGCAGAUCUUUGUUCUGAUCCGGGACAAGCCGCUCAGUUCCAUCAAAGCCGACAUCGUCCACGCCUUCUUGUCCAUCCCGUCGCUCAGCCACAGUGUUGUGUCCCAGAACAGUUUUCGAGCCGAGUACAAGUCGUCAGGUGGGCCCUCGGUUUUCCAGAAGCCAGUCAAGUUCCAAGUCGACAUCGGGUACUCUGAAGGAGAGAGAGAGCGUGAAAGAGAGCGGGCUGAGCGAGAGGGAAGGAGAGAGAUGGGGAUCUACAGCGUCACCUUCUCGCUGAUUACAGGUCCCAGUCGGAGGUUCAAGCGUGUGGUGGAAACCAUUCAGGCUCAGCUGCUCAGCACUCACGACCAGCCCUCCGUCCAGGCCCUGGCUGACGAGAAGAACGGCCAAGUGUCCCGCCAGCCUAGCGCCCCCUCGCAGCAGCAGAACUCCCCUCAUCCCGACACUGCGAACGAUCGGGAUAGGGCAGAGAAGGACCACGUGGCUGAUAUCGGAAGCAGCACUGGCUCUGUAUCACAAACGAAAGGAACGGGAAAAGAUAAAACCAGACUUCUAUCGUCGCCCAACGGAACACAGUCUCACCCCUGAAGAGGAGCAUUGUAGAAGGUCAACUCUCGCAUCCCACCAUCCUCCACAAGCUCUUGGACAUUUUCUUCUGUCCAGCCUCACGUAUGACUUUGCCCCCCUGCAAUGGAAUGGAACGUUUGGGAACGUGUAGACGGUAGUGGGGUUAGCAUCGUGCUAACCAAGGAAGUCCACCUUAGACCAGAAGCACAUGACUUUCAAAGCGACCAAUUAGAUUAUUCAUGUUAACUCCAAUGGACCUCCAAGGGUAAGCGUGAGUGUUGACUCCACCGAAUGGCUACCCAUGUUUACGUGUGUCACAUGACUGAAUCUCAUCAUUGACUUCAUUUUUUUUUCUCAUCGUUCAAGUCAUCCAACUGUUCAUCUGAAGUCUUGCUUCGUAGCACAGGGUUGUUGUCACUUCUUGUCAGUGCAAGUCCACAGGAAAUAAGCAAGGCUUUUAUUGUGAAGCCAUUCUGCAUUUAUUUUGUAAGCCACCGACCUGGACGGAAGAGUGGCGUUUCACAUGCUUGAGCCAGUCCAGGUCCAUCCAGUUGUGAUGAGAUCAAGUGGGCUAUCGAUGGGUUCCCCAAGAUGAUACUGUGACAUCAAACAUGUCCGUAAAAUGUCAUGACACCUUUUACUGCUCCAUAGUGCUCCCAAGUCGUGGAUCUUUCUGUUGUUCUAGACUCUCAGUCUCACACUGGGUUUGGACCUUUUCAGUCAGCUGUUCUUGCCAACCCACCAGACUUUCAUCCGCCAGCUUUCCAGGUUCCCCUACUUAUCCUUCUGCAGUAUUUCCAGCACAUUUAGGGGCAAUUUUUCAGUCAGUGACAAGUCGGCUUCGCACCGCCUCUGUUUGCCUGAACGUCCAUUGCACAUCACCUUAAGGAACCGUCCUCCUUUUGCCUUGCUUGGUCCCUCUUCUCGUACGGGACUUCUAGUGGAGCGCAGUCUCAUCCCUAAAUGAGGAGCGUUGCAGAACGUUUACUCUGGCAUCCCAACAUCCUCCGGUUGAUCACGUAUGGCUUUCCCCCCUGUAAUGCUGGGGAACAGGGUAACUACCUGUUUUCCUUCAUCACCAAAUAUUGAAAUAGGUGACAAAUUGAAAAUGUACCGACAAGUCUAUGCGAACAAGUUCUAUGUUAUGGCUACAAUACCACACUGCCUUCCACGGAAAAGAAGAGAGGCUGUUGGCUCGUGGGAUUUCACCGCCUCAUGAGGUUCGCUUCGAGCAUUGGCAAUGGCGUCUCAUGUUGGGUGCAAGCUGGAAAAAUGCUGAUCUAUUUUCGUCAAAAUAUGCUAGACUUACCUCAGCCUCACUUAGCUGUCCAUCCGACCACGUCACACUUGCGUGGAAUGUCAAUAAUUCUUUACAUUUUCGCCUGCUCGGCUUCGCUGCGUUCUUCAACUGGACCUAGAUUUGGAUCAGCACCGUCAGGUCAGCAUCCGUUGUUCUCAACACCAAACCAAAAUGAAAGGAAAGGAGACAGAAGUUUGUCUGACCUCUGUGGCGUAUUCAUUUUCACCGUUAGCAUAUUAGCAUUUUUAACUUGCUGAAGCUGAUCACUCACUCAUUUCAUGUUUUCAUUUGUUUCCUGGCACUUUUGAGGAAUGUUGUCUUGAUCCUGAAUGUUCUGAUUGAUGGUUGAAUGCCCUUCAAGCUGCUCGAUGUCAAUUCCAGUUUUCAUGUUUGCCGCCAGAAGAACAACAAGCUACAGGAUUUAGCACUUGCUAGCUGACCAUUGGUGUGUUCCAGUUGUGCUCAGAACUGGGAAAUGCCCAAUUACGCCCCUUGUUCACUCAGAAAGUGGUAGAUUCCUCAUCAUCCCGAGAACUCAAUUCAAGAUGGCUUCCCUGAUCAGAAACAGGUACUAGUUUUGAACGAAAUGUACACAUUCCGCAUCAUUUCCUCAUCAUCCUGCGGGUUUUCCAGUUGCAAAUGCAGCGCAUAGUUGUCAAGAAGUUGCAAUUGUUCAAGGCACUUGUAGCGUUCAUGGGCAUCACGAGCUUGUUUUCCGACUUCUAUAGCUGCAACACCCCGAUAUCGGCUGUGAUGUCAUUCCCUACCGUGACUUCCCACUUCUGAGGUGACUGGAACGCAGCACAUGAUCUCCAGUUAUUCUGAGAUGACACAAGCUUUCACGAUUACAAGCACUUUUUAGUUUGUGUUUUCGAAAAGGUGGGAAUAACAUGCUAACAUGAAGCUAACGGCUAACUUCAUGACCUGUUGAAUAUGCUGUCGCGGAUCUGACCAAGCUUUUUGACUCCAUCAAAUCAUGUACGAGUCAUGAUAGCGUUAGCAACCAAGCAUUAGCACGACACUGCAUCACUUCCCACUGACAUGAAUGAUUUUUUACACUUUCUGUGUGUUUCUGUGAUACUUUGCCGCAUUUGAAUGAUUUUUAUAUGCUUUUGAUUUCAAUGAAAGGGCUCACUGCUCUGCUCGCUGCUCUUUAUUUGUUAUUUUCUUUGAACUGUUUGAUGCUAGGGAAGGUUGGACUCGCACGAAUGUCUACAAUGAUGUUGCAGAUAUUUAUUCAACUUAUUUAUUUGAAAAUUUUGUCCUGAAUUUGUCAGCCACAUGGUGAGCGUUCAAUUACUUCUACAUUUCUGUUUUAAAAACAUUUCAUUGUUUUAUUUGAUGUUAAUAGCUGUUAAUCACCACAUACUGAUGAUCCUUGAAAUCAUUUUUGGCCAGAAAUAUUUCUGCUAAAAUUUGCUGAUAUUUAUUUACACUGGACUGUUGGGUCAUGUGAUGAAUUGGUGACAAUAGAGGUCGUAUUUUUAUAUCAUUUUGAUAUGCAAAUUUAGUGUGAAUUUUAUUUACUCUUCUUCUGACUUUUUUUUGUCUUGAAAUUUUUUCCUGUGGGCUGUGUUUGUUUUCAGUAAUUUUUGUGUGUUGUGAGUACAUUUUAAUUCAGUCACUUUGUGUGUUGACAUUGUUUUUAAAGCACAUUUGUUUUUUCUUUUUAAGUUUUGAUGUUGUGCAUUCGUCUAUUUCUUUUUGUUCACAUUAUUUAUUAACUUAUUUUUUAUUGAAAGGUUACUUUCAUUUCUUUUAAACAUUGCGUUUUAAUUUGGUUUAAAUGUGUUUUUCAGUGUCAUCUUUCGCUCUGUAUUUUUUUAUCUGACUUGUUUCUUUCAGUUGACCUCAUUUCUUCGCUCUAUAUUUCAGUGUAGGUGCUAAGUUUCUGGCGAUGCUGAUGUUGAUAUUUUGCACAUCAUUUCCGACUGAAAAUUUGUGACAAACAGGAAGUGAUUUGUAAUUGUCAUCACAUGACCUCGGUACAAGUCCACCGACAAGAAAACUUUGACAUUUCCCAAGUCAAAAAUGAAAGUAAGGGCACCUUUGACCUACUUCUUCUUUGAGCCUAUUCCAGAAAGUCGGGUCACGAUGCCUCGCCCACUCACGACCACACCCCGAUUCAUUUACAUGUUCCCUUGUGUGUCACUGCCCCUCAUAUAGACCCACCCUAGACAUUUUCUACCUUUAUUAUCGACGCCGUGUACAUUUAUAUGCUUGUCUCUGUUGUAUUCGUCAUAUCUACAUCACGUUCCUUUAUCGACCGUCGUCAUCUUGUCUCCUUCGUCUUCCGCCCUUCACCUUGUCAUCUACACGCAACGAAUGUUUCGUAAAUGUAGGAAAACAGUGGAAUUAGUGCGGGGGCCAAGCAUAAAAAAAACAAAAAAACUUCAUGAUGGUGACGGUGAGGAAGAGAAACGUCUGUAGUAUAAUAAGAAAUACGAAAAAGUGCACUAUUAUGACAAUGAUUAUUACUAUUGCCUGUGAGAAAUACUGACCAAUAAAGCAG